Messenger RNA from Acipenser ruthenus (sterlet), 2466 nucleotides. Its product is annotated as ubiquitin-like protein 4A. Gene Ontology annotation, biological process: post-translational protein targeting to endoplasmic reticulum membrane. The transcript is spliced from 3 exons. Bases 1480 to 2010 code for a protein of 176 amino acids. NCBI's taxonomy places the organism in Eukaryota, Metazoa, Chordata, Actinopteri, Acipenseriformes, Acipenseridae. The record is from RefSeq and is a predicted model, not a curated record.
GAGAUACGCCUUUUUUUUUUUUCUCGACUUGUUUCGGCUCCUGUCGCUCCCACUCGGCAAUUGAAUGGUUGUCUCGGCUUUUUCCGGAGAAAAAACGACUAAACACGCGUUUAUUGCGUUGCUAUAAUGAUGUCGGACCCAGUCCGACAAAGGACCUGUGAGGAAUAAUUGCAAUGUCGGACCCAGUCCGACAAUGGACCGCAAAUUAAUGUUGCUGUGUUGUUUUUUGCUAUGGAUGAUUUAUCUGAUUGCCCCUGCUAAUGCUUUAUUGUGCACACACGAGGUUGUUGCCUCUUCAUGGUUUUAAUAUCACCGGGUGUGUGUUAAUUUCUUUUUAUUGUUGGGAGUUCGCUGCACACGAGUUCUGAAGGAGUGACGUCGCUGUUUAUUAUAUUGUUGUUCUUGUUUCCCUGCAGCAUUGAUUGUUGGCCAAUCUGUAUCUAUCAUUUUGGGAUCCAUGGUGGUUGAUUACAUUAGUCACUUAAACUGUAAUUUCUGAUUAGAAUUCACUGUGUUGUUUAUGAAUUUGUGUGGAGUUUAUUGUUUUAAUUAAUAUAGUUUUCUGUUUUAACAAGAUAUAAACUGAAAACACACAAUGUGUGGGGUUUGUCAGUGUGUGCCUCGUAAUCACGUGACCCACGAUUUAAGACUACAGGGGGUGCGUUCACGAGAGGCAGACUUUGCUAAAUCUGCGCAGAUUCUGCAAAGAUUCGGAAAAUUCCUUGGCUACUUGCUACGAUUCUGUGCGGAUUCUGCGCAGAAUGACGGAAGUCCGCGUGUCGUGAACGCUGCCGAACUCUCUCCACACACAACACACAGCGUUCUUACGCCUGCCGCCACUCCUGCACACGUGAGGGGAAUACUGAACCUGGUAACAAAUUCAAAUCCAUGCGUUUCCAGCAGAUGUGUCCGUCCUCGCCUCUUGCUUUGCUCGACUACCUCUAAGAGAAAUGUGUUGGGCUUGUCUCUUCACCUCAGUGUUGCUAUUGUGUUUAAAUUGACACAUUUUUUUCUGCACUUGUAUUAAAUGUCGCUUCAUCUGUGAGACUGAGAAAUAAUUCUCAGACAAUAUUAUGUCUGUAGACCAAGAGAAAAUUCAUAAUACUGUUCUGUGACAAUGUGAAGCACUUCCAGUGUAUUUAUUUAUUUAUUUAUUUUUUAUUGCAUUUAUAUAGCGAUUUUUGUACAAGCGUUUCACAAAGCACUGUACAGUACAGAGCACAAAAAAAGAAAAAAACACAAUACAUUUCUAUAGCAUGCCACACAUACAGACCAUAAUAAUACAAAAGCAGCAGUUUUUAUGAAAGUGUGUUUUUGCUCUUGACAAUACUCGACCGUCCCCUCGCUAGAUUGCUCUGAUACUGUCUGAUACUGUCUGUGUGUGUGUGUGUGUGUGUGUGUGUGUGUGUGUGUGUGUGUGUGUGUGUGUUCUUGUCUCUCGCCUGUCCGGUGAGGAUGAAGAUGUAGUUUCAGUGUUUAAUGCUCAUCCCCUCAGUGUGUGUCUGUAUGUUCUUGUCUCUUGACAGGUCUGUGAGGAUGAGAAGGUCUCCACAGUCUGGAGUCUGGUCUCUGACAGGCUCAACAUACCUGUCAAUCAACAGGGACUCCUCUGCAAAGGCAAGGCGCUGGCAGGUCUGUGAGGAUGAGAAGGUCUCCACAGUCUGGAGUCUGGUCUCUGACAGGCUCAACAUACCUGUCAAUCAACAGGGACUCCUCUACAAAGGCAAGGCGCUGGCAGGUAGGCUGAACAGCACAGCACAGCACAGCACAGCGCAGAACAGCUCACCCCUCCUCUCACGCCUCGCCUCACCCCGGGUCAGUGUGACACAGCCUGCCUGCUCUUCUGAACAAACACUUCAGCCCUGCCGACGCAGUGAGAGUCUGGAGCAGCAACACAAGGAUUACGAGCGGAGGCUGCGCUUGUUGAGCCUGGAUGAUAUGGAGCGGCUUGCGACCCGCAUGCUUCACCCUGAGGCUGUGGAGUGCAUGGAGCUGUCCUUCCUGGACUGAGGAAUACUGCUGCUGCCCUCUCUUCUCCCCCUCUCCCCUCUCCUCUCCCCCUCUCCCCUCUCCUCUCCACCUCUCCCCUCUCUUCUCCCCUCUCCCCUCUCUCCUCUCAUCUGUACUCUCUCCUCCCCCUGUCCUCUUCUCUCCUUAGUUUGUUUAAAAGAAUAGAAGCACACCCAGUGAGCAAGGCAUUGAGCAGCCCCACAUCCCGCUUCACAAUACCGCUACAUAUUGACUGACUGUUCGCAUUGUGUGUGUUUGGUAAGACAAACCACAUUUUCUACUUCUACUUUCUACGAUUGGGCAAGUCAGCGGUUGUUUGAUAACAGAACAUAAAACAUUACAGAGCGGGUUGAACUGCAUUGCUGCAAAUCAAGGCCCUUUAAAAUGUGUACCUUCCCAGCUCAGGUAUUGCUGAGGUAAAGAGACACUUCCUACAGGAGGACAGGACGUUGUCAA